AUGGAUGAGUACCAUAAGGAGAUGGAGAUCCUGAUGCUUAGGUCAGAUGUACAAGAGGAUCCCAAAACCACUAUAGCUAGAUUCUUGAACGGGUUAAGACCCGAUAUUGCUGAACGAGUGGAACUUCAACACUAUAUGGAGUUGCAUGAGUUUGUUAACAAGGCCAUUAAGAUUGAACAAAGGCUCAAGAGGAAAGGUACUACUCGACCGAAUUUCAACAAUACCACCUACUCUACCAACCGUUCAUUCCAACCAAGGAAUGAUUCUCAACCUUUACCAAAUGCUCCUACACCAAAGUCAAGAUUCGAGGGAGGUAAGGUGGACAAUUCUAAUGUUGAGAAACCACCCUCUUCUAUUCUAAAAUUUGAGGAGCCUAGGGCACAAACUAGAGCUCAUGAUACUCGGUGCUUCAAAUGCCAAGAUAGAGGCCAUAUUGCUAGUCAGUGUCCCAAUCAAAGGAUUAUGAUUAUGAUGCAAAAUAGCGAAAUCGUGAGUGAGGGCGAAACCGAAUAUGAAGACAUGCCACCUCUUGAAGGAGGUAGUGAUGCUAGUUCACUCAUGGUGGACAACUUGAGGCUACCUACAAGGGAUCACUCGCGACCCUACAAACUCCAGUGGCUCAACAAUUCUGGGGAGGAGUAUGCUGAUAUCUUCCCCGAGAAUGUGCCAAGUGGAUUGCCAUCACUUAGAGGCAUUGAGCAUCAAAUUGAUUUUUUUCUGGAGUUUCAUUGCCAAAUCGACCAUCUUACAAGAGCAAUCCGGAGGAGAUCAAGGAGUUGCAACGGCAAAUGGAUGAGUUGCUUAGCAAAGGAUGGACACGGAAUGAAAAUGGACGAUCAAAAGGUGAAAGCUAUUCAAGAGUGGCCAACACCAAGGUCUGUGGGUGAUGUUCAAAACUUCCAUGGAGUUGCAGGUUUCUAUAGGAGAUUCGUGAGGGAUUUUAGCACCAUUGCUGCACUCUUGACCGAAUUGAUCAAGAAGAAUGAGAAUUUCCAUUGGAGAGAUUCUCAAGAAAAGGUUUUUUGCGCUUUAAAGCACAAACUCACACAUGCACCUAUACUUGCCUUACCUGAUUUUUCUAAAACAUUUGAAAUUGAUUGUGAUGCUUCAGGUAUUGGAGUUGGAGCUGUGAUGAACCAAGGUGGAAAGUCUAUUGCCUACUUUAGUGAGAAACUCAAUGGGGUUGCACUGAAUUACUCAACUUAUGAUAAAGAGUUGUAUGCCCUUAUUCAAGCACUACAAGUGUGGCAGCAUUACUUAAGGCCUAAGGGAUUCGUGAUACACACUGAUUAUGAGUCCCUUAAGUACCUUAAGAUCCAACACAACUUGAGCAAGAAGCAUGUAAAGUGGAUUGCAUUCGUGGAGUCCUUUCCGUAUGUAACUAAAUACAAGACUGGUAAGUCCAAUGUGGUUGCGAAUGCACUCUCACGAAGGUACUCUCUAAUAACUUCUUUAGAUGCUAAGUUGUUGGGAUUUGAGUUAAUUAAAGAGCUCUAUGCACAAGAUAGUGACUUCGUCCGUGAGCUCUUGGUAAGGGAAUCCCAUUCGGGCGGACUUAUAGGACAUUUUGGGGUUGAUAAGACUCUUGCCAUGCUGCAGGAACACUUCUACUGGCCGCACAUAAGGAGAGAUGUUGCACGGGUGGUGGGGCGCUGCUUAGCACCUUUUCAAGUAUUGGAGCGCAUCAAUGACAAUGCUUACAAACUUGAUCUUCCUGGUGAGUAUGGAGUUAGUGCUACGUCUAAUGUUUCUGAUUUAGCUCCUUUUGAUGCAGAUGAUACUUUUGAUUUGAGGACAAAUCCUUCUCAAGAGGAAGAGAAUGAUAGCAUCAUGGUGCGUGGGCAUGCUAACGGUGGCUCGGGUGAUCGAGGCGCUGAGGAUAACGUGCACGCUCCAAGCGGACCCAUCACUAGGGCUCGCGCACGGAGACUUAGUGAGCAACUCAAUGAAACACCGCAUCCAGACCAGAUCAUUUUGGAGUCUCUCAACUUGUCAUCGAACAUCUUUCAGGAAAGCAAAGUUUUGAAUCAGCAGAUCACCAGUUCUGUCAAUGACAGGAGAGAUAACAAGGAAAUUAUUGCUGCCGUAAGGUCAAAACUCUUAUCUCUUCACUUUAUUUCAAAGCCACUGAUGUUUGCAUCUUGCAUGCCAAAGUGCAUGGUAGAAGCUCCACACGUGGUCGAUUAG
This is a messenger RNA of Coffea arabica (coffee), 2187 nucleotides long. RefSeq lists its product as uncharacterized. The record is from RefSeq and is a predicted model, not a curated record. Lineage: Eukaryota; Viridiplantae; Streptophyta; Magnoliopsida; Gentianales; Rubiaceae. Gene Ontology annotation, molecular function: zinc ion binding; nucleic acid binding.